AGUUGAGAAGUGGGAUGGUCGAGACGUGCUGACGUCACCAGUCCGUAUGAGCUGUCAAUAGCAUGACAAAACGAACAAGGAAAAAAACUGGAGGCUAUCUACAAGGGGUCUAAGGGAUUAAGACAAUAAAAUGACGCUAUCCAGAAAUUCCGUAGCCUUUAGUUACUGUUGAAGGAUUAAUACAUAGCGACACAAUAAUAGAUCUCAGGUCAAUACUCAAGUGCCUACUAGACCACAAAGAAAGUACGAAGACUUAGCAGAAGUGUCCGGCCGAUACAGGCAUAUGCGACGGUUUCAAGGUGUGUGGCGAUGGAGAUGAGAGAGUGGGGUGUGGUGGCCGGGAGUUUUGCAGGGUUCCAGCUGCUCCUCACCGUGGUGAGCCCCCGCCUCUCCCCUGCCCUGGCCCCCGGAUUCAGCUGCCUGGCCCCAGGCAAGCACACAGAGUGGAACUCCAGGUUCGUGUCCACCGUCCAUGCGCUGAUAGUGGGACUCUUCUGUCUCUACAUCCUGUGGUUUGAUGACGCGGUCAACGCCGACCCGGUCUGGGGGGACCCCAGCCUCGUUAAGCUCAAUGUGGCUAUAACCUGUGGCUACCUCCUCUACGAUCUCCUGCUACUGGCCUGCCACUGGAGCACCAUGGGAGACGGCUUUUUCGUCUGUCACCACUUGGCGGCGCUCUACGCUUAUGGAUUCGUCCUGAGUCGGGGAGUGCUGCCCUAUUUCGCCAAUUUUCGUCUCAUUUCGGAGCUGUCCACCCCAUUUGUCAACCAGAGGUGGUUUUUUGAGGCCCUCUCUUACCCGCGCACGGGCAGCCUGGUGGUGGCCAACGGGGUUGCCAUGACGGUGGUGUUCUUCCUGGUGCGGAUCGCCGUGAUCCCCUCCUACUACUCCAAGGUAGCGGCCACUUUCGGGACCCCCGCCUUCACCCGGCUGGGAGCCGGCCCGCAGGUGGCCUGGAUCCUCUCCAGCGUCAGCCUGGACGUCCUGAACCUCAUCUGGAUGUACAGAAUCUCCAGGGGCUUGUACAAGGUCCUGGGCCGGGCGCUGGGGAGAGCCGGGGGCAGCUGCCCGGAGAAGCAGAACGACCUCCCCAAAUCUCACGGCAACAGCCACGCGGACUGAGGGGCAGGGGGCGCCACCGGGGCCCUUCCUGUCUGUCUCUGCAGAGGUGUGAUCGCCUCCAGACCGCUGCUCAAACAGUGUGCCAACCCCACAUUCCCUCCUCCACGAGUGCGCCUGUGAUCUGUUCCCCUGGUCGCUGUGGAUGGAGACGGUGGGAGGUACUGCAUGGGCUGCGUACUAGCCUGCUUUCUCAAGGCCAAAUCAUUUCAGAUGGAUGAUGAUGCUAAGAUGGCCCAUCCCAGCCGUUUUGCUCCAAGUUAUAUCCCUUGAAAGCCUGAUCAACACCUUCAAUCAGCACCUUUGUACUCAACACCUUCAAUCAGCACCUUUUGCUCAACGCUUUCACUCAGCACCUUCACUCAGCAGCUUUUACUCAACACCUUUAAUCAACGUCUUUCGUUUAACACCUUUACUCCACACCUUUUACUCAACACCUUCACUCCACACCUUUUACUCAACACCUUCAAGCCGCCUUUCACUCAAGACCCUCACCCACCCCCACACCCCUGCCUACUUACAGUAUUACCCAACCCUCUCAGAUCCUUUCCCCUGAGUAAAGCAGCACUCUUGAGAGAGAGCUUCCUACUGCUUACAACACAAGGACCUUAGCCACUCUCCCUGCUGCUUAUAACAGAAGGACCUUAGCUACUCAGUAUGCUGCUCCACAGGCUCCUGGGUGCCUCUUGUACAGAUGCCUUGACCCCUGCAUUUGAAAAGCUCCUAGUGUCUGCCAGUCAGACGCUCACAGCACAGCCAGCCCUCCUUUACCUGAACCCCCGGCCCCUGCUGCACACCUGAGCCAAGGGAGCAAGCCGGUUGUGACUGGAACCCUGGGCAGAAAGAUCAAGGAGCUGUGGAGAAAUGGGAGAAUGUGUGUGGUGAGGUCUGACAGAUAUUCCGAUGCAGCGUGAUGCAGUGGAGUUUUAUGGAGCCGGGGCAGUUCUGCUGCCCCCCCCCCCCCAAUUCCUCUGAUUCAUAAUCAGGAGCCGCUGGCAUGUCUUCAGAACUGUCGUGUGUUCUAGAACGGUCCAGUGGAAUCCAGGUCCGUUCACUUUAAGGCAUUAGGAAUCACCUGCUACUUUGCAUCCCCUUUUAUUAGGAAUGGCAGGUAUGCCAUCCACCAAGUUACGUGUUGGAGGGGCAUACUUCAUGUCCUUAAAAAAAAAGUGUUUGGCAUUUCAUUUGCCUUGGUUCAAGUCACUUCAUUUCAUUCACGAAAGGAAAAAAGGUAACUGCUUUCAUAUGUGUGAAUGUACCUGCCCUUUACUGCAUAUCUGAAACCUUUCAGAAGAAUCAUUUCUGAUAAUGAGACACUUGGUGGUUGUUCUUUUAAGAAUUUUUUUGCACACAUUCCUUACAGUUACAAGCUUGGCAUUUCCACCAGAAAUACACAGUGAGAUGUGCUUGCACCCGACAGAGAGAGAAAUUGAAUGGGAUUUCUCUGCUGGAUGUUCAUUUUCAGUGACAGGAAAACGGAAAGUCCCAUUCAUUUAAUGGGGAAAGGUCAGAGGAGAUUGAAGGAGAAUCAAAUUGAACUGCUAUGGUGAAUUACCCUUAACUCCUUUUCAGGGAUGUUAGUUUACACCCCCCCCCCCCCCAAAAAAAACAAAAAAAGUGAUGUUGGUGUCUUGAACAUCACAAGGUGCUUCUCAGUCUUCCUUCCUGGAUCCGAAGUGGAUUUGCCAUAGGGACCAGCUGUGUGAUAUACAUAUUUUGUUAGCAUAUUUUUUGUUUACUUCUAAUUAAUGGUAGGAAACGUGGGUGUUGUUGCAGAUGUUUGAUAACUCCGUUUUAAUCAUCGUUGUGAUGGACUUCCAUUCGGACGACUAGAUUACUGAUGAUUAUGUUCGUUAUUGAGCAGAACUUGGAUAUCUGAUGAACGUGUAAUUUCUGCAGUAUUCGCUCUUCUUUCAACUCUCAGUGAAGUUGUAAGACUCAACAGGAUUUCCCCGAGGCCGUUAUUUGUAGGGGUUGAGUUAAGUGAACCUCUAAACCCUGCCCCUUGUGCCUUGACACAAGCAGAAGCUUGUAUUCAGGCAAGCGGAGAUUAACAUGUAUUUUAUAAGCCGUGAUUUCAUUAUUGCGGUUAAUGGUUUGUAGGUUUCACUGUUUUCCAAACAAGUAUGCUGUGAAGGACUCUGCCAGUAAGGUCUUUUUUGACGGUUUUGAAGGCCGGGUUUUUUUUUUUGCCAGUAAGAAGAAAGAGGAACCCCAUCCAGAGGCCUGCUAUGGGCAUGUGCUGUUUACAGCCAGGCUAGAGGAAAGUCACCAGUGCAAAUGGGUGGAAAUGGGCGUGCUCUGCUGAAGAUGGGAGAUGAAUGCCCGAGUUACUACUUUUACUCCACACAGUUUCAGGAGAGCUUGAGAAUGCUGUGCCAUUUUCUGAAAAGGAAGGGUUUUGCUCAUUUUCGGUGAAACUGAGGUUAAGACGCAUUCAGGUGCUUAAUAUGAAAUAGUAAAAUGAAUCAGAAGUAUCGAACUUAUGCAUGGGAGUCUGGUCCUGCUGCCAAUAUUAAAUUAAAUCAGGACUGCACAAGCACCAGAUACACUUGCCAUAGUCAAACAGGUGGCCUGAGUGCUGAUUAUUAAUACUGGGGGGUUUUUUUGUUUAGUUCUUUUUUUGUAUGGGGUACUUUAUUAUCAUUGAUAUACGUGGUUUAUCCUGAAUUUAUACUGGAAAUGUGUAAAAAUUACAGCAAAUUUCUCAGUGAUUAAUCAAUUCUAACGACAUUUGUAUUUGUCCAAUGGGGACCAAAAUGUAAAAGUUGAAAGCACUCUAUUACAGGUGACUUUAUACGUGGCGUUUUCCUGCAUGCUUAGAAACUGGAUGGGAAUAAGGACUUAUUCCUCCCUUUCUCUGCCGAUCUAAAGCAAUAUGGUGCAGGAAUUUAGUUUCAAAGCUACAUAUUGUAAACUAAUUCUAUGUGCACAAAUGCAUCUUAUGCACACUUGUUUUAGCAAGAAAAAAAACAUACAUACAUUUUUUUUGUGUGUGUGUGUUUACUUGGUACAGUGGUGCCCACAUGCAUGAGUAUGAACUGUGAAAUGUUUCAGUGUUGUGGCAUGUCCUUUGUUGCACAGACGACGGAAGGACUUUUUGACUUCUGCAUGUGACCUACGUUAAAAACAGGAGGGUUGUCCUGGAUAAACUUCAUAAGCAGUACUGGUUGUGAUUGAGGUUAUGCUGGUGAAACAGAAAUUUAAAACUUUGCAACUUUGGCAUUGCACAUUUCUCAAAUGUCUUUACUGUUCAAGUUAAAUGAAUGUCAUAAUAAGUGAAAUAUAAUGUGCCAUAGGUCAAACCGCUAACUAGGGAAAUGUACAUGUGAUGUCCCCCAGGACAACCAUCAAAUACAAAUAAACAGGUUUUAUUUGAUUUUAUUUUUGCUUUAUUUGUCAUGUUGUUCCUUUAAUCAUUGCAUGUGAAAGGAACAAUGCGACUGUCUCCAUCAGAAAACUAAAUCAUACUAACUGUUGUGAAGAGCUACUUCUACUUUACCAGUAGAUCUGGAAGGGGAGAUUUACUUGACAGUACUGUAAUGUGUUACAUUAAAAGAGAGACUUUUGUAUUAAAGUGUGAUAUAGGCAGAAGAUGAGAAAUUUGAUCGUGUAGACUUUUUGACAGGUUCGUCUAAUUUAACAACUGUCAGAGCUGUUAUAUUUCCAGCGCAAUGUCUGAAACUGUUUUACUAUAGUUUCUAUGUGAAUGGCCAUUUUUCUAACCUAAAUGCUUUUUUUUCUAGCCAGCUGCAUUUUGUAUAAAACAUCUCUAAACCUA
This is a messenger RNA of Anguilla rostrata (American eel), 4900 nucleotides long. RefSeq names its product TLC domain-containing protein 4-B-like. The coding region runs from base 310 to 1122 and encodes 270 amino acids. NCBI's taxonomy places the organism in Eukaryota, Metazoa, Chordata, Actinopteri, Anguilliformes, Anguillidae. Gene Ontology annotation, biological process: lipid homeostasis. Gene Ontology annotation, cellular component: endoplasmic reticulum; membrane. The transcript has 7 exons. The record is from RefSeq and is a predicted model, not a curated record.